CUAAAAUGACUCUUCAGUGAUAUUUUUGUUCUGUCUCUUUGAAAGACUUGACAGAUAUGAACAGAGAAGAUCUCAGGCUGGAAUACUGAUAUAUAAACAAAACUACAUUUACACUGUUAGAGGCUGUGCUGACAGAACAGGUGAUAUUUAAAACUUUAGAGAUAAGCAUAAAUGCAAAUUCUAGACUAACAUAUUUAUCUUGGAUUGUAUUUUUUGUUUGUUUUUCCUCUGUAAUCCUGUUCCACAUGUUUAUUGAUUCAGUAUAUAUAUAUUCCUGUUCAUCUUGCAUCUUCAGUGUUGUAUUUUUAGGUUCCUGUUUUAAUUGUAUUUUCUGCGAGUGAGUCUGGUUUAAGUUACCUCCCUGUGUUUACCCUCCCUAAUGAUCGUGCUUCUUCUUUGUCUACAUCUGUGCCUUCUCAACUCACUCAAGUCUCAUUGCGUGUGACGGUGUGAGCUUGUGUUUAUUUAAUCUCUUUAUUUAAGGGUUGCCUCCCUUCUCUGUAAGAUCAUCACCAACCCUACCUCAUGUUCUUGUGGGUUUCCUGGUGUCUUUUUUUCAUGGACAUUUUUUAAGCAAGUUUUUGUGUUUUGUCAGAUAAAAUAAGUGUUCAAAACAUGUGUAGUUAAAGUAAACCAUCUGCUUCCUCUCACACCUUCUCCACACUCAUCUUCUUGGUGGCCUCAGUAUGUGUGCAGUCCACAUAAUACCCUGCUCCUGCUAUAAUGUGGACCCCUGUCUCCUUGGCCAGCUGUUUCAGGGUGGGGAGGUCCCUGUCGAGUCCCGUGGUGGUGUUCUCUACAAUCGUGCCCCCUCCAGCCUUCCUGUAAACAAGCAGCUCAUCCCUCACGGCGCUGGUCUCCUGCUGCAGCAGCAGGUUCUCGUGGCAGCUGUACGGGUUCUGUCUCAGCCAGUGCAUGUGCCGCAUGUGGAAUGGAUUCUCAGCCACCGCCUCGUCGCCCACGGGAGGAGGGAAGUAGCAGCACUCGAAGCUCAUGGUCAGGUGCUCAUGGGUCAUGGUGCGGCCCAGUUGGUCUGGAUCCAUCAAACCCAGGACAGUUUGGACCUUACCACUAAGCUGUGACAUGACUGGUGUUCAGGGUUUCCCACAGGCUGCAGAAAGCACAAAGAAGGAAUCAUUUAGGUGACUUUCUACAUUAGACAAAGUCAGAUUUGGUUAAAGUUCUAGCAGGUCUGUGCAGCAAUGUUUCGGAUCAGACAGGAGGCAGAGCUUUCCAAAGGCUCUGACCAUUAACAGGAAGGGGAGUGACCUUUGGACAGCAAAGUGAAAGAACUGAUCACAUUUCAACUAACCUUAAGCUCUGCUUCCAAGCUAACUUCGUAACUUAACCUUACUUUCUUAUUGCUUGCUCGGUUUGAAAACAUAAGUAGGUACUACUUACUUUACUCGAUAAAAGUAGAGUUUACUCGUGCAAAUGAGAAUGAAACAACAUGCACUUAACUCGCAGCUGCGGCACCAGCUGAGUAAAUGUUUAAAUAUUCAUGAGUUUUAGCUUUUAAGUGUAUCUUAACACCAGAAAUACGGUUUUCUGACCUCGUCUCUGUCAAAUACGACGCAAAUCCACCAGCAACACUCAGACAGUUCCCUCCGGCUAUAAUCUCAGCGAGGAACGGGAUGUUCGAAUCAUCGCGAGAAGUCACGAAGGUACAGGAUCGUACAGGAUGUGAGUCAAACAAAGGUUGUUUAUCAAACCUUUUCAGAGGCCUUUUUUUUUAAGUCACUCUUUUGAAACUUCAGUAUGUUUUGAUGUUAUUAAUCUCGCAACACUUUUUAAAAUUUUGUCCAACUUUACCGUAUAAGAAAUGUACAUUUAAAUACGUAAAAGUAAAAGACUUUUACAUACUUCCGGGUUAACGAUUAAUUAAUGAACAAUAAUCGAUAACUCACUGUCGUGAAGGAAAUAGUACCUCUUCAAACAUGUUUACUUUAACUACAAACUACAACCAACUUAAUCCAAAGCACCUUUAAAUAGAAAAUAACACGAAUUUAAAGAACACAUAGCUUGUAGAGUUUGGAGAUAUUUUUCAUAACUCCUGAAAAAGAGAUUUUUAAUCUCAAUGAGGUUUUCUCACGGUCAAACAAAGGUUAAAUACAUACAAUAAAAUAAUUAAAAAUAAACGUAUGAAAGGACUUACGGGUAAUAACGCCAUGAUUCAAUGAAAGGUGUAGUGUAACCAUGGUAACACUACACUUGAGGUUGAAGUGCUGUCAGAAGGGGCCCUCUCUACCCUGGUUUCUACAAUAAUUAAGACUGAAUUAAUGUCCAUGAGUUAUUGAAAAAGAUUUUACAAACUCGGUGGUGCUUUAGUAGAUCAGAGGUCAUUAGGCCUGCUAUUCAACAGCAAGAUACAAGCUCUUUAGUUAUGAUGCGGUCAAUGACAGUAUCAGUUUGGUUCUCUCUCUGUCUGCUCGAAAGCAGUGGGAUCACUUCAUCACACCAGGUGUCUCAAACAAAGGGAUGGUUUUGACGUGUAGAGGUUACUAUUAUUACUACUUUGUUUGUGAGCUUUUGGUUACAGUAAACGUGAUCAAAUGGCACCUCAUGGUGACAAUGGCAUUAGUAUCUGGUAUGUGUGAGAUGUGAUCAUACCUGCAUUGUACUGAAGGCACUAGUUACAGUUUUACAAUAGAAAAUAUGAUUUCUUUUUCCAAUUCCAAGCACUAAUGCUUCACAUUCUAGAUGUUGUGCAUGUUGUCCAAUCAUCAUCAAUUUUUCAUGAAAAAAAGUUUGUAUUGUGUCUAACUCUUAUUGUAAAUUUACUUCCUCCAUGUGAUACCAUUGUGUUAUUCUGAUAAUGUGUUUUUUUUGUACCAUUUCAUGUAAGUACAGUUAAAGAUCGCUAUUGACUUGGUGGUUGAUCAGGCUGUUUGAGUAAAAUACAAUUUUGUCUCAAUUUAUUUGAUUAAAAUCUGAUGACUACAAUGCAAAAAAAUCUACUUUGGCCUUAAACUCAUGCAAUACCUGAUUUCUACAGGUAUUUUAACCAAUUUAAACAUGAACUUAAAUAAUAUUGUUACUCGACAAUACAAUCCCUCUCACCCACUGCACCAGACUGUGGGGGCUUUAGGCAGCUCCUUCAGCAGCAGACUGAGACUCCCACCCUGCAGGACAGAGCGCUACCGCAGAUCAUUCCUCCCCUCUGCAAUAAGACUUUACAAUGAACAGUAACAAAACUGGAUUUACACCACCACUUUUUUAUGGCAUUUAAAUUGUGUAUAUUGCAGAAAGCUUUAUUUUUUCUUCUCCCUUUUCUCUUUUCAAUUUUUUUUUUUUUUUUUUUUUUUUUUUUUUUUUUUUUCUUAAUUAUUACAUUUAUUAAGUUCUUAAUAUUAGGACCCUUAUUGUUAUAACUGCAUUUUGCACUUUCUGUCUUGUCUGUGUUGCUGCUGUGACAAAAAAAUUUCCCCCAUGGGGGAUCAAUAAAGGAAUAUUCUAUUCUAUUCUAUUCUAUUCUAUUCUACAUUUACUUGUUUAUUUGCUUUUUUAUGAUAAAAUGGGACAUUACAGCAAGUCCUCCAAAUGCUCAAUUGCUUCACAUCAAUAGUGUUGUCUCUGUUGACAUACAGCAGUAGCUUUAUUAAUAAGUGCAGUAUAUAUAUAUAUAUAUUUUUAAUUUACAAGCGUGUUUUAAGUAAUCUGUAAGUUAUGAAAGAAAAUGAGACAAAUAUUACAGUUGCCUCCUUAAUGACUAUAAGUAGUAGCAGCUAAUUGUACUGAUAUUAUCAUAAGAGUUGUAAUCAGUAAAUACACAUUAGAUAAUGCUUAGAUUACUAAUGCUGUGGUUUGUAAAGUUUUUUUUUUUUUUUUUUUUUUACAACCAAUCAAUUCUUGAGGUGAUUUUGUAAAAAUAAAGUUUUCAAGGCUAAGGGCAAAACUUCCAUUUAAACCUUAGACUCCCAGGUAACAUCUCACCACCAUAAGAAGUCCUUGAAAUUGUCUGGUGUCAUUAUUUAGGAGAACAUGUGAGGAUGAUGCAGAGCUUGAGAGAGAGACAGACUGUGACUCUGUGUUUCUGCUCUCCUCUCCCAGCAGAUGGUCUCCAGCAGCAUUUGGUCUUCUGUUGCAGAGAGCUGCCCCAUGAACAGUCACCAUCACACUGAGCAGCCGUCCAUUUGUCUGCAAGAUGAAAAUCUGCAGGCCAGAGACUCUGAGACAAGAUGGAACAACUUAUUUGGUCCAAGAUAGGUAAUUUUUUCCCCCUCUUUUUGCCUUUUCAAACAGUAAUUAUCGUAUCUCAUAUGUAUUUUGAAGCUUGUCAUUGUUCCUUAAUUGUAAAGCACCUUGAUCCUUCAAAAGUCUAAACUUCAUUAUCUCUAACUUCAGAUCUAGCAAAGAGACUCCUCCAUAAAUUAUUAAUAAGCAAAAGACAGCUUAUCAAGGACUGCAAAUUCAUUCAGAUGAAGUAAGAGCAAAGCACUAUAGAAACUACAAAAUCACUAAAAGAACAACUGACAGUAACUUGGGAGACAAAAAACAUUUAGCCAUUUGGGUAGCUACACAUAACAAGACAACAGGGGAGCACAAUGAAUUCAUCAACACAAAAAAAUGAUACAGAGAUUUGAUGGUAAAUGAGAUUUUAGAGAGCUGUUACUCAUGGGCCCGCAGAGGCGUCCCACUGCAGGGUUCCUCAUUAGAGAGGACUGUCACUCCCAUUCAUCUGCACGGCUGACAUUUUUCAGACAGACACGACCCCGGGGAGACUCCAACGGGAGAGAGAUGACUUAAACCACUUCUCCUAAGAGGACAGGCCUCCUGAGACCGAGCUGGACAUGAACAAGAAUCUGAGCUUGAUGCAGAAUAAAUGGUGUUUAUGAGGCUGUUCAGAGCCAUCAGAUAUGACUUGGAUGACAUGGCCUGCAGUCUCAAGUCCUCACAAAGCUAACUUCUGUUACAAAGUUUUCUUCUAUUGUUUCUUCUUUUUUAUAUUUUAACCUUUUCUUCCUCAUAUUCAUAAAGACAGAAAUGUUUGGAUUGUCACUGAAGCUGCUUCAAACCUGCAGGAUUUCAAGGUUUCGGUCAAAUGUUGUGGUUUGGCACCCUCUGCAGACAGAGAGGAGGAACAUAUCUUGCAUUUCUAUACAGUCUGAAGAUCCAGCCAUAAAGGCAUCACAUUAAAACUUCAAAUUCCACUUUAUAGCUCACAAUUGGACUUCAAAUCAGAUUCAUGCACACAGAAGUCCCGCCUGAGGGUGAACAUAGGCCUUUCAGUCAAUGUAAGUGACAUAACUGACAGUAAAAGCCAAUGGUUGACUGGCUGUGGUUUUGCUGUUUGUUGUUUCUGGUCUUUUAUUGACUUUCACGCUUCUUAGGCUGCCAGGAGCCUGGAGCAUUUGUGAAUCAAUAGGCUCGUUUGUUCAAAGAAAUAAUGGUAAAAUCAUGAAUUAUGAGAAGAGUGGGACCGUGAUGAAUCGCAAACCUUUCCCUAAACCAGUACAGUGUUAUCAUCAGUAUCAGUUCAGCAGAAAUUUGGGUUUUCAUGGAUGACGUUUGACAAAGGAAAUGAGAUUAACGUGACUCAUCUGUUUUAUGUGGGAGUGUUGGAAAUUUGGUGUUACCAUUUUAUGACUUUUUUUUUUGUUAUUCAUUUCCUGAAAAUGACUAAACUAUCAAAUAAGAGAGCAAAAGUUAGUUAACACCUAGAAAUCUUAUUCUGCAAGAGCAAAUAUGAUCACAAUAAAAAGGCUCUCCUUACAGUCUGCAUGUCUCUUCAUCCCUCCAAAAAUGAAAUGUUAAAGGUCAAAGUUUUGCAAAGUCUUAACAAGUUUUUCUUGUUUCAUAGAGGUCUAAAUUAGUAAUAAGUUGUUGUUUUUUUUAACAGAGGUGCUCAAAGUUUGUCACCAAAAAGCUCCUUUAAGGAAGUUUUGGUUGAUGUCAAUAUCAGUGCCCCCUGUGGAGAAUCUGUGAAACUUACAAGGUCAACAGAAUAAGGAUUAAACAUUUCAUUAGAUGAUAAUAAUGCAUCAGAUUUCAUAUAGCACUUUAUCAGAGACCCUCAAAGCGCUUCACAUUGGAUGCAUCCAUCAUUCGCUCACACAGUCACGCUUUGGUGGUGGUAAACUACCUUAGAACUGACAGCUUCCCUGGGGCAGACUCAACCACCACCACCACACAACACUCAAAAUCAUACACCAGUGGAGGACACACACUGGGAGCAAGGUGGGCUAAGUGUCUUGCCCAAGGACACAACAGACAGGCUCAGGAUAGGGGGGAGUCGACCCGCCAACCUUCCAGUUAAUGGACAACUGCUCUACCUCCUGAGCUACUGCCGCCCCAUAGAUGAAUAAAUGAAUACAAAAUCUCAUUAUUUCUCCAAGGGUAUACAUAUUCGCUCUGCUGUUUACAGGGUUAUACAGUAAAAGUGUUUUUUGUAUCCGCAGAUCCCUGAAUUCAGGCCACUGAGUCCAGCCAUGCAGUUCCUGCAAAGUGUCAUGCAAAUCAGUUUUUCCACGGGUCCACAUGACAGACCAGCAGUCCUCAAGUUGUUCUUGUCAUGCAGUGUCCUAUAUAAACCUGACCCACUCAAACGCUCAAAACUGUGAGAACAAGAAACAACAAACUUCAACAUGGCUGUGAGGAUUCUGAUCGUGGCCUGCUUAGCUGCUCUGUUUCUGGGAACGUGCAUCACCGUAAACGGCUUACCCACAGAAGUGACACAUGCCUACUGCAGGAUUGUCUGGUGAGGCUUCAUUAAACAGUCAUCAGGUGUGAGAAAGAAAGUGGAAUCAUUAAUGACGUAUUUGAUCCUUUCCCAGGCUGCUUGGAUUACCGUGUGAGCGAGUUAGCAUGGCCAUCCUGACUCAGAUUAAAGCCAUGGGCUCUUACAAGGUAAGAAAGCUGAAGAAAAGUUUAACAUCUCAUGAUGUUCGCUCGUUACUUUUGUUUAAAUUAACUCUGAUUUUUAAAAUUCUUUUCUUGUGGUGAUGAUUUAGCUUGUUUCAGUGGCUGCAGCGCUUAUUCAGGCCAACCACACCUCUGCAGUGGGACAGAUUGAGAAUGUGAACAUCACCUUCGCAGGCACAGCUAUGAGCAUGGGCUGCCACGUAGAAGUGAGUCUGAAACCUUUUGAACUUUACACAUCCCAAUAAAUGAUAUAUUUGCUUUAUUCAGUUCUGUUAUUGCAAAAAUCAUGAACAUUCUCUACUUCCAGGGUACUUCUGUGUCUGCAUUCUGGUUCAGCCUGUUUGAUAACGGCACAAACUAUUGCAACCUUCACAACAUCAUAGAAGGUAGGAGGUUUCACGAGUUUUUCAGAUCCAGAUCAAAAUCCAGUCAUGAAAUGUUGAAAUUUAAAAGCAUGACAGUGUGUGAAUGAUUGUGGUUCUGUGUUUACAGGUAGUGGACUCACCAAAGCUCCGGGUUUCAUCGAGUACACCAACGAGUGGCUCUGCCUCGGGAUGGGAUCAUCUGCUUGCAAAUAGACGUGAAAUCUGAAACGUGUGGUUUGUGAUUGAUGAAAUUUCUGUCAGCCAAACAGAUUAAGUAGAUGGAUUUAAUCAAUAAAAGACAUUUUUAUGAUGAAUAUUGUUUUUUUUUUCUAUAUAGCAGGGGAGUUUACCAUUCUGCUCUAGAUUAUUUUCAGUUGCUACAGUGUCGGUCUAUAGAAAUUGCAAGAGCAUUUCGGUUAAAAAAUCAGUUACUGCAGAAACAUGACCAUUAGGAGAUGAUGCCAUUGAUCCACAUUAUGAACUAAUCAUUAAAAUCAUUAAUCACGUUUGAAGAUUUUAUGUAAAUAACGUCAUAUAUGAUCAAACUUAAAUCUCAUUAUUUGAUAUUUGCAACUUUGACAUGCAUCCAACAUAAAAAAAUAGCUUUGUGCAGCUCUUGUCUUUUCAAGGCUGUGCAAGUUAAGGUGAAAAUUAAAAUACCAGACAAAAAAGUUCAAGUGUGGUGAAUACUAAGACAUUCGGAUUUAUUCAGAAGACGGGGCAUGCAAACUAAAUAUAUCAAAUUUACACUCGUGAUGUGUUAUAAAGGGUUUAACAAAAGGUCACCCUCGUAAUGACGGUAAUGUGAUUUUUCACCCUCCAAUAUAAUCCACAACACUCUGAUUUAGACACACAAACCACAAGACUCUCAAAACCUUAAAAUCAUUGUUCACGCUCAGUUUUUAUUGUUUCAUUUCUCAAAAGAGCUCUUGUCGUCUUUUGGCCUUAUCUCUAAGUCCGGGAGGAUAAUCAAUUGGUGCGUUACAGGAAGCUAGUCGAUCCUGAUGGUCUUUGAUACAAGCAAGAGGAUGCAGUGACGUCAAAUAAAAUACAGUUACAUGAUGGUUAAUGUUAUGGUUCGAUUUGUGAAAACUGAGUUUUUCAGCUUCUAAGUCCAGCUACUCAGGUGUCAUGCAUGUUAGUGAUUCUCUGGUGCCAAUGCGGUUCAAAAUGUCAGAGGUCACAUGUUUCACUCAGAUCAGAUCAGAUAAUCAGAUAUCCGCUGCUAUCGUCCACUCCCUGUCAGUCUCUGAUUUUCCGCCAUUGAGUUUCUCUGGACAACCAAGACAAGUCAGCUGACACUUUGCACCAUGUAAAAGAAAAACACAGUGAGUUCAAAAGUAGGUGGAAAACUUCAGAGAGUUUACAUGUUGUUUUUACACCAUGAUGGAGAGGGCGAUAUGGUGUUUCUCUGUAGAAAUGGGACGAAAUUGCAAGGGUGGUGUUGAAAAUACAGGCAAACUUGAUUGGUUUACUAGGUUUUAUAGGCUGUCAUGCACAGAAUUCACAAAAAUCGUAUAACUUAUAAUCCUGGUGAAUGUGAGGGAAGCAGACUGAACAAACAAACAAACAAACAAACAAUCAAUAUAAAGAAAUGAUGUGUGUUUUUUUCUUUAUUAAGGAUAAGCUGAUCAUGAUGGACAAGAUAAUAUUGUGGCUCACAGACACACGACAGCUGCUGCCGAUCACAGGGGCGUCUCCAGAAAUUCAGACAAUACAAUAGAAGAGACACCAUGUUUGUCAGCAACAUCUAAAGUAUUGAAUUUAUAGUUACUAUAUUAUAUUGAAUUAUAUUAUACAGCUAUGAAAAAUAUACUUUUUCUGGAGUCACAUUACAUCAUUUAAAAAAUUUUCAUUGCCAAAAAUACACAAGUGUUCAACCCUUACAUGUAUAGAGGUGGCAUAAAUCCUACCAGCUAACUCCACAACCUUCGACUAUGACUAGCUAAUGUUGAAAUCAGCUGAACAGCUGGUAAUAACUUUCUUUGUUUCAAUUUAGUACUUUUUAUUUUGUUUGGACUUAAAUGUAUGUGUUAAAUCCCAAGUUCUCACCUCACCAUCACCAUACCUGACUCCCCUGUCACUCAAAGCUAAGCCACACCCCCAAUAUUAUAAAAGCCCGCCCUCAAGCCUUCUCUUCCUCUUGCACCCUGACCAUGGAUCAGCAGAGAACAAAGGGAGUCUGAAUGUGAGUGGAAAAUUGACUAAAACCUAACUAAAUUAUGUUUGAUUCUCCCGAUUUGUAUUAUUUUUAAAUAUGUAAUGUUGAUACAGCUUGUCUCUAUUUCUUCGAUUGUUUGAACAGAGAAAAAUCAUCCACAGAAGACAAAAGAAAAUAAAACCUCUAAACUGGAUCCUGUGUUUAAAUGUUCACUCGGUAUAAGAUGUUUAAUGAGCCGGCAUCAGUUUCAGCAUAAUCUUUUACAGUAUGAAUGUUUUUUUGAGCUCUGAAGAUUUGAAAGUUUAGUUACUUUCCAGAAACACAACUAAUUUUUUUAUAUACUUACAUAUAAGGACACAUUUGGUCUAGGCCCACCCCUGAUUGUUGCACCCAGUGCCACCUGCAGUAACAUGCCACUUAAACAGACUUCACUCCUCUUUUGAAAAACUUUCUUUUAGAUUGUUUGAAGCUGCCUGCAGAGAUUUUCUGCAGCCUGGGGGAGACUAGGCUGUGAUGACUGGUGAUAAGGCUAGAGUCUGAGGUGAGUGUUGAGAUAAAGUGUUUGGGGUGAGAGGAGAACUGAAUCGUUAAGUUAAAAAUAAACUUACAAGUGCUUGCAGUCUCCUGCGAGGAAACCCACUCCCUUACACCCUUGUUUCAACAUUUAUGCACAUUUAAAUGCCAUCAAAUAUAAUAUCACAACAAGAUUAUUCUUCGAAAUGAGGUGGUGCUGAUUCAAAGAGUCAGAAGUCACAUUUUCUAUUCAACAUUACAGUGUUAAUUUAGCCACAUAGCCAAUGUUGGUUCAAGUCAUUGCUAGCCAUAAUCCAAAGUGUUCAUUUUAGCUUGGAAAGGAGCAGGAAACCAACCAGCUAUCAUCUUGAAGUGGCCCUAAAUCGCCCAAACUGUGACCAGAACGCAAAACAUGUAGGUAAACUGAAGCUUAUCAGUGUGUUACAUUAAAUUUUACACCCACACAGUAUUUAUAAAAUGUAUUUCUAAUCUAGGAGAUUAAAAAUGAGCAGUACACAUGGUCUGUUAGGGCUAAAGGUUAACCAGAUUUUCUGGUAAGUUGAUGUUUGUCCAUUAUGUGAUGCCAAACCUCAUACAAGGAAACAGGGAUCUGCUUAGAUGCUAUUUGAAAGCUAUGUAGUCAAAUCUGGCUUCACCCAAUUUCCUUUUCUUUUCACCGUCAAAGGUUUGUUUCAUUCAUUCCAAAAAACAGUCCUCCCAGAAGUAAAAGACUCUUUCUGUAGAGACAUUUUUCACAGCAGCUGAAAGGACUGAAGACUUGAAUCUGCUGCAGCAGUUUGGUACAGACGUCAGCAGCACACAGCAGCCCAAAUAGCCUGCAGGAAGAGAGCAAUUAUCACAGUAUGGACACACUAUUCUUGAAAUGACAGCAGGAGGCGACAAUUUGCCACUAGCUGAGGUUUUUCAGUCUAAUGUGUGACGUUGAUAGAGAUCUUUUUUGCCAGCUUCGGUACAAAGUCACAAAAACAGGGUUUUACCAGAGAGUUCUGUCUGCUGCAGGUGUGAUAAGAAACAGGUGCAAGGUAUCAGAAGAGCCAGACAGACCUGAUAUGAGGUUCCAAGGCCAGCCGCAGAGACCUCAUGAAGGAGGUUUCAGAUGGUUUGAUGUUAGCAGAUUGAAGUAUUGUUUGAAAAUCUGAGCUGGUUACUGAACAAGUGGACAAAAUUAUGAAGAAUCAGUUAUCAGGAAGGGGAGUGAGGAGGCUAGGAAAUGAUAAGACCAGAGAUUUAAGCUGUUGGUCGAGACCAUUAGACUCUCUUCAUCUCUACAGCAGUUAAAUCAAACUAAUGAGUUCAUGAUUAUACAUACGGUACUUUUUCACAGGGGUGCAUUAAAGUCUCUUUAACCUUAGAAAUGAAUUGAUGCUCCAGGUUUGAGACUCGGUGAGAAAAUGAUUUAGAUUUUGAGUCUUUAACCCUCCUCCUGUGUUAGGGUCUGCACCGACCUGUUUUUGAUUUAGAUGCUUAAAAGAACCACAUAAAUGAGCUUUUUUUGCAUCAAGACUUUUUGACUUUUUCAGGAACCUCUAAUUCAACAAAAUAAAAAGAAAAUUAAAUUGACUAGAUUAUAAAAUGCUCUUAUUAAAAUUAUGGCACUUGUCGUGUUAGAGUCGCUGUUGACCCGGUUAGAUCAAUAUCUAAUAAUCAGAGCAAAAACUGAAAUCACAAGUUCACUGCCAGACACCACACUGACAGUCAGAUCCUCUUCCAAUCAUGUGAGAUUUAGGAAAUUCUCAUUUUUCCAGGUUUUUCCCUGCACAAAAAACUAUGUCGGGCAUGUCUAGACAUGUAAGAUCAAUUCAGUAUAGAUGUCUGUAUCAAGGUUAUACUGACAAAGAAAGGCCCAGAGGACCACUACAAAAAUAUAAGCAAUAUUUUCAUGGAUAAUGAAGCCUAACAAGUUAACCUAGAGAUGAAAAUCAAACUGGAUGAUAGAAAUUUGUUUUUAGUGUCAUUUACAGCUGAUUUAAGACACUGGUCAAAACCGACCCUUAACAUGGUGGAUGUGUGGUAAAAGCUAACACAGGAGGAAAGUUAAUGGCAGAAGCACUUGUGUUUCAUUUAGUAAAAGAAGAGUUUAAGUACCUUUUUAUUUAUGAAUAUACACAAAUAAAAAAACAAUGUUUGGUGAGACAAACAGCAGCACAACUCAAACACAGGUUUCCAGAUUUGUGGCUUUAUUAUCAUUAGAGUUCAACUCUCUGUCCCUCUCUGGUGCCCUCUGACCUCCAAAACACAUCACUCUAACUCACCGAAUGUUUUAAAAAAAUUUCUUCCACAAAUGUCAUCUGACCGCUCAAGCUUUCACAGUCUCACGUCAGAGAGCAGACAGGGAGGAGUUUGCAGAGCGUCCUCUGAAUUGUUUCACUUUAAUACAAUGACAUGCUGGUCUAUCAAGAGUCCUCUAAUCUCAUGUUAUCUCUGAGUAGACACACAUCAUCAGAUCCUGUCCCUCGUUGCUUUGUCAGUGAACACAAGAGCUUAAAUAUGACCUAAAGCCGGACCAAAGUGAAUUUACACUGAAGAAAAAUGACCAAACUGAUGUAUUAAUCUGUAGUUUACUGUCGAUCACAUUGUAAAAGUUCAUGUUUUAACCAUCAGGAGAGAGGACCAGUAAGGGGACAGUCUCACAGAUCACAUGAACAUCUCAGGGAUUAAACACGAGCAUGCAGGGAAAACACAUAACUGACAAUUUUUUAUUGUUAUUAAGAAAGCAUACAUGAGUCUGAGACAAAUUAUGUAUGAAAGCCGUUGUUUGGUCACAUUAUUUAAAAAUUAAAGCUGGUGAAGCUUUACAGGUGUUCUGUCCGUAGCCCAGGCAGGCCCACUCAUUGGUGAUCUCCAUGAAACCGAGUGAUGAUGUGAGUCCACUCACUGAAAUCAAAAAAAGUUCAGACACACAGAUCAGUGAAAUUUGUUCAUGAAGUUUGUUAUUAGAUCCUGAGAUGUAUAAACUAAAAUAAUAUCUAUCUGUAUGAUUUAAAAUUGAUAGCUGUGGCUCUAUUAUUGAGGACGAGAAAGGACAGAUGAGUGAUCCUGAUGCCUGAGCUCACCUGACAACAGGUUGUAGAGGUUGCAGUAGUUGAGUCCGUUAUCAAGAAGGCUGGUGAAUCCAAGAGAGACAGACUGACCCUGUUAGGGAAGAAAACAGAAGAAUAAAACAAUGAUUUAUAAUUCUGUCAUUGGUAGGAAUUUAUUUAAAGAGUUACUAUUCACUUGGUUUUGUGGUUUUUUCAGCUCAUUCACAAGAAAUAGCUGGCUAGAAUGUAAACUCAUACUUCAUUAACAGCACUCUUUUGGUGUCUUAUAAUCCCUGAUGAUAUUUUUCUUCAUGUUCAUCAUCAAAAUUCUCUCUUAAAAUAAAUGGAUUAAAGAAAACUUGUUAUUUUGUGAAAAUUGGGAGAAUUGGGACUCUUAUUAGUCAUUAAAGCUUUUCUUUUCUAAAGAUUUAUUGUUAAUGUUAACUUUGGUGCCCCCUGUGGCCAAAACAGUCUUUACUUUUACAUGCCCAAAAAGUGUCCUUUGAAAAAUAUCCUACUGCUGACUUUUAAUGGUCAAAUGCAUCAUUUAUUGUUAAUAUUUAAUAACAUUUGUCUUUUGCUGACACCUACCCCCUCGCACUGAUUUCAGGAAUUAAAAAUAAUGAUAUAAAAAUUGUCAAUCUUGUCCCUGAUGGCUUUGUUAGCUUCCAGAUAUCAUGAAAAGGCAAACAUAUAAAUUCAGUGUAUUUCAUAGACAUCAAAAAUACAGCUCAUAGGAGCUUUAAAAAACAGAUUUAAGAGUGGUAGAAUAAAAGCAGCAAAUGAAUAUCACCCCAAUCAAUAAAUAGACAACCUCUGAAAUAAGACCAAAGUAAAACUAAGAAUAAACUGAAAUAAAAAGUGCUGAUGAAGUUUUUCUGUCGUUCAGCCCAGUGAUCGCAACUGGAACAAAGCUAUUUUUACAUCUCUUUGUUCUACACCUUAGAAUUAAAAAUCUUAAUGCAGAUGAAAUUCACUCUGCUCAGAUUGAGAGUCAUUACUUAAAAUAAAAAGGCAGCCGUCCGCUUCAGGGAUGCUUGGUAAGGCUGCGUCAUACCAAUUAGCCGACUCGAUCAUUUAACAAUGUGUCCUUUUUAAAGAUUAGUGACCAAACCAUGACACUGGAAAAAAAAGGACAGAUCAGACUCAACAGAAGCUCGAUAAAACAUGUAAAAGAGCGCUGAUGCCGUGCUUUUCAUACAGCUCCACAAUUACUUUGACAGUUAGACUUUGUCCCAAGACUAACCUGUAAUUAAAGAGACAUAUGUGUGAGAUUUCCACCUAAGAUUAUAAGCAUAUCCUUUGUUUUUGACUCAUCAUCUGCUCUAACGAUAAGGGAGAUAGGAGCUUUUUGAGGACCAGUUUUAGUCAGAUAGGAUGACAUUUACUCUCACUCCCAGUGUCCUGUAAGUUAAAAAGUAAAUCUAUAAGAAUUUUUGUACACAGGGGGUAAAAAUAGCUAGAUUACACUAGAGAAGAGACAGGUAUCACUGUACUUAAAGGGGUCCAGAGUUGUACUUACACCUGCACGGCAGCCCCCCGUCUCCACGGUCGGGUUGAAUGUGAAGGUGAUGUUCUCAGCCUGGAGGCCGUCCAGGGAAGUGUGGUUGGCUCUGAUGAUCAUAGCAGAGGCCGACACCAGCUGGAUCAGAGAGUAACACACUGUUAGACUGAAUUAAUUCAUAUUAUUUGUAGUCUUGCAUUUUCUUCUUUCUGUAUCAUUUUCAUAUCCAGGUGAAUCUAACUCACCUUAUACCCAGGGUAGAAAGCUUGAAUCUGUUGAGCCACUUUCAUGCUGACUUCAUCGCAGGGUACUGCAAAGAGCCUUGAAGAAAAGAAAUAAUGAAGUUUGAGCACGCUCAGGAUUAAACAUUCAUAAUUCAGAGUAAAAUGUCCCAAGGUGUGAUUGAAAUUACGGCGCAUAGAUCAUUUCUGAUGAAGAAAUACAUCCUGAUCUCAUAUUCAGAUACAAAAAGGAUAUUAAAUGACUCACCACAUGACUCUGCAGAAAGCAUGGUAAGGAAUAGGAAGAGAAAGAGGGACAGCUGAUGAAAACAUCAGCCCUGCAAAGAGAACAGAGGCCAGCAGCAGAGUCCUCAUUGUCAAAAAAAGAAGAGCAGGUUUCUCUCAGUCUGGAUAAAGGAAGAGUGAGUUGAUCGUCUGAAUGGACGCUCCCCUUUCAGGCCAGUUUAUACAAAUGAUCCCUCUUGUCAUGAGGCCUUGUAAAAAUGCUUUAAAUUGAAUUGUGAAGGGUGUGACUGGCGUGUCUAGAAUGGUAAUUGUUGGACUCGAUGGUCUUGUGCUGAUCAUCUUCACUGUCACGAUUAAAAAAAAAACUGUAUGAAUUGCAGAAAAUAAAUAAGAACAUUGCAUGUUUGUAGACUCAUAAAGUCUUAAAAUUACAUUUUUAAAGUCAAAUUUCUUUUUGAUGAGAUGUUUUGGUGGCAUUUCGAGGUUUAGGACAGUCUAAAAGAGUGGAAAAGAGGCACAAUCUGCAAUGGAGAAGAUGAUGGGAAAAGGACACUUAAAUUAACUACAAAGUGAGGACUAUCAUUAAAAAGAAACCACAUUUUUUGUCCUUUUUGGCUUUCCGUAACUGCACUGAAAGAGUUUAAAACCAACAGACCCUGUAAAUACUCUCAUCUUCAUCAAGCCGCUAAAAGUUUUUUUUUUUCUUUUUUCCUUUUUUUGAAAUUAAUCUUUUUAACAGGAAAAGCAGCAAUGGAUACAAAAAUGCGGUUAAACCCAUAUCACAUUUUCCUGUUUCUCCCAUUUGAAUAUUUUUUACUUUCCAUUUUGACCCCAAACUCCCAAAACAAACCAGGCCCUCACAAGGAGGGCAAACACUAGAACUGAUUGGUCUCUGUACAGAAAAAUAAACCAAACAAACUCAAAAUACAAAUACAAACAAAAAAAAAGCAGCUGAAAUUUUUCUGUCAGAAAUGAAGCAUGUCUUAAAAAUCUGUAACUGUUUAAUUAAUCAUCCACAACCACAUCAAGUGGCUGUAGAAAGUAGGAAAACUAUCAAACAAGGCUUGGUCUAACUUGUACAUGUUUUUUUUAUUACUUUUUUUUAUUAUAAUAAAAGAGUGUUCUGUUUUCUGAGAUCUGAGACGUGAAUGACGAUAAUGACCAUUGUGCGUAGAAACAACGCUGUGUCAUUGUAGAGUCUUGUGAUUUCACAGAGGAAGGGUAAAAUCAGCUACGGUGGAAACGCACCGACCUUAUCCUUCCACACACUCAGAUGUCUUUGCAGAAGUGAUGGUCAGAUAUCAGGAGCAGUGAUCACAAUCUGUCAUACUCCAUUAAAUUUCCCAGUUUUUUUCUCCUCAUUCAUUGAUAAUUUCAUUUCCUGCUUUAUUUUGCAUUACUCUUCAUGGAUUCAUUCGCUCCAGUUGACUGUGCACUGACUUUUGGACUGGAUUUCAAGCUCUGCCUGUUUUAACACACAUCACUGUCAUUCUACUUUCCUCUUGUCGAGUUUAUUCAUUUAAUAUUUAAUAUUUACCCUUUUAAAAAGAGUGUCCUUACUGUUGCACUCACAUAUCCAGAGUGACACCUGACCCAAUUCGGAGGACAAACUUGAGAGAUGACCCACUUUCACACUGUGUACCCUAAAAAGAUGACAAAAGCCUCUCUGCUCCUGCCUGUGGAGUCUCCUGUAGGAAAAGGCUAAAUCAAGAGGUAAAGAUGAACAGACUUAAAGAAUGUGGAUUUGAACAGAGAUCUAGGUGUUGGUCUUCUUUCUGAUAAGGUCAAACUAAGCAACAAGAUGUCUCAGAGUUUGAGACUUGAUAUUUGGCUCCAAAACCAGCAAAAUUAUCCACAAAAUCUCUUUUUUUGACUCUCUUUAUCAGAGUGGCAGAGAUGAUGCUGGAGGAAAACACAAAAAAGAAACUCUUCCAAAUAAAGUCAAAGUAAAAUUAUGUUCAAAGUCUUUAAUUUAGUCGUUGAUUAGCUGCUGCAUUAAAAGGGGCUGCUCACUACGACUUUAUUCUCAUUAUAUUUUGUCUUUAUUCUUGUAAUCUUUAUGAUUUUACUGCUUACUUUAAAGUCUUUAAAAAAUAAAAGUAUCUUUAAAAAAUGAUUAUUCAACGUGGUCCUAAUACAGCAGCUCAGACUUUGUAAAAUAUGUUUUUCUACUUUGAAGGAAGUCCAGAUGAGCCUCCUUACUUUCACUGUCAAUUUGUCUUUUUGUGUGUAGGAGCGUGGACUGGGGUCACUUUUUCUGGAGGGAAAUAAAGUCAACAAAAAAAUUCUGACCUCAUUCCUAUUAUAAUUUUUUUCAUGUUUCUGGUUCUUUGUAUUUUUGCGUUUCCCCUGAAAGCAGAAAGAAAACACGAACUGUCAGAUACCAAACAUCUACAGCGAAGACACUUAAGACGUGUUUUGGGGGCAGAGGAACCAGGACAUUGCUUUACCUUGAUAAAUAAAUAAAGGAAAGACGCAUAAAUGGAUGUUCACUGGUUCAUAAUUCCAGAAAAAGUCCCCUAAAAUUGAAGCUGUCAGCACAAAUAAGGAAAGCAAAUGUUCAGAGCGAGUGUCGGCACCAUGGUUCAGACACAGAUAAUGGUUAAAAUCAGGAAUUACCACCAAUCAAACAACCAGAGGGUCACAAAUUCUCCAUCUCUUCAUGGCCCUUUAAAACUUGAUCUGACUGUCAGGGGAUGACCCAAUGUUUUUUUAUGUUCCCACAAAAAUCCCACAAACAGCCGUAUGACUCAUUGCUCACAGUUGACCUUUCCUUUGUUCUCUACGCAGUUAACUCACUGUUUGGCUGCAGGACAAGGUUGGUUUCAUACCACUCGCACAACAAACUUGAUCCUAAUGUCAAAUCAUACUAAUAAUUCAGAGGAUUUACACAUUCAUCCUCCUGAACUGCUUUGCAAAAACUUGAAAUUGCACGUGAUGCUUAAUUUGGUCCACACUAUUAAAAUGUCACUUUACAUUAUUCUUUAGAUGUUUGUAGUGGCAAAGAAAUAUGACCAAAUAUAAUCAGAUUACUCUAUGCUGAAGUGAUCAGAUUAUACUCUCUACCCUCUUCUUCUUCUCUAACCACCACAUGCAUCAAACGAGUCAGCCAACUCUGACUUCGUAAUGAUAAUUAUAAUGCAUCAGAUUUCAUAUAACGCUUUAUCAGAGAUCCUCAAAGCGCUUUAUAUUGGAUUCAUAAUUUAUUCGCUCACACAGUCACACCUUGGUGGUGGUAAACUACCUUAGUAGUCACAGCUGCUCUGGGGUAGAUGGAUGAUAACUAGCAGCCAGUUUGCGCCUACGACCUCUCAGACCACCACCACACAACACUCACAAUCACACACCAGUGGAGGGCACACACUGAGAGCAAGGUGGGUAAAGUGUCUUGCCCAAGGACACAACAGACAGACUAGGGAUAGAGGGGAAUCGAACCACCAACCUUCUUGGACAACCACUCUACCUCCUGAGCUACUAACGUACCUCUUGCCAUAAGGCAGCAGUCUUGACCUCCACCCCUCUGCGCUCCCUGUCAGAGCUUAUUUUCCAGGUUUUAUAGACCUUUAAGUCUUUUACUGUUAUUUAUAAGGUUUCGUCACUUUCCAGCAGAGGGAAGCACUAACAUUGCCGUUCCACACAGGAGAGGCCCUGGCCUGUAUUAGAACCCUGGACCACCCUUGAAUGGCCCAUUAUUAAAUCAGAUUAAACAAAUAUUCACAGAAAAACUUGAUUUUUAUUUCAGGCCCAUUAAACACCCCUUCCUUUAUCAAGACCCUAGAUAGUUAGCCUUGAUUUACUCCUUAGAUUAGUCCAAUUAAGUAGUCUUUUUAGCAUUCAGAUUUGAGCUUGAAUGCUCCCCUGCUCGCCCCUCGUCUCAGUGAAGCAAUGGUGGCCUUCAAAGACAACAAGGUUCAGUGAUGCUUGAUACGUUUGAUCCUUCAUUUGUCAAGUUUUUACCAUCAAAAACUCCUUUUUGGUGAUGGACCUGCUUUUAUGUUGACACAAGUGAUUAUAUAUUGAUUUAAAUAUACUUACCAAGUCAGUUCUUCUAAAUUCUGCUCGUUCAUGAAGUCUUUUCCCAAUUUAUUUCUUUUGGACUCACCUCAUGGUGGCUGGUGUCUGUCUGCUCCACACACUUACUAUAAAACACCAACUGAACAAACCAAAGUGUUUUUUUUUAACGCCAACUGAUAUAUUCAAAGAUAAUAUCUCUUGUGUCUUUGUCUGGGGGACAGGCUGUGUGUAUUUUGGGAGGGCUCUGGAGUCACCUUGUCCUAUCAGUUAUCAUUAGAGUGGUUUUCCGUCGUAUCGUCUGCUGUCUAAUCGGCUUCAUCUGCUUCCUUUAAUGACUUAUGCCCGGCAGUGUGUAAAUGCAUGGAGGUAAGAGUUCAGAGAUAAAAAGAGACGAGCCUGAACACUUGUAAUGUCAGACUUUUUUAAGGACUGAUGUGAAAGGAAUCCAUUUGGGAGGCAUCUUUUUUUGUGGUGUAUAUACAAAAAAGCUUUUAAUAUCAGUCAAUAGCUAUUAGUUAUUGAUGACAUUUGGUAAUAUAACGAUAUCGCUGUGUUUUGUUAUGUCUGUACAGUCAACAUUUUAAAUUUUUUGAGCAGCCCGCUCUUUCUGACUGUAAACAAAGCCAUUCUCCACCUCCCCCAACCUGAUUGGUUGUGAGGCGGAUGCUGCUCCCCCCUGUCGUUCACGAGCCCAAACAAAGUUAGCGUGCUACAAUAUCGGACAGUAGAAACCAACCAGAAAGUACAGAAAAUUGUCUGAAUCCAACUUUAGCCACAACUGCCAACACAAGCAAGAAAACUUCAUAAAUACCGGAGACUUUAGCGGAAUAACAGGCGCUAAAAAGGGAGGUAGACCACCCGGACAAGAGCUAUAAAGUCGGGUCAACAAUGAUGGGGGUGCUUCGGGAUCUUACAGUUCCUGUAACCUUUCUGCUGGACAGGUAAACCGCUUUAACAAAGUAAGCCAAGUGUCUGUAACAGAAGUGUUCCUUGUCAAAUGGGAACUGCUGUGUGUUGUAGCGCUGCUGAACUUUAUCCUAGUUGUAGAAGUCCUGCAGACAUUGUGUUUUCUGGUAGUCUGUUGACAGCUACAGUAGCACCAAUGCUUUUUACUUUCAUGUUGACUGGGCCCCAUUUUUUAUUAUCUGAAGUAUUUAUUUGCAUUAUAUCUGAAUUUAGUUGGAAUGAUACAAGCGAGCAGGAGCGUCUGUUUGUGGGCGGGGCUUACUGGAGCAGAGAGGGAGGGGAGAGGAGGAGCUGAGGGGAAAACUGGUUGUGAGGGGGAGAGUUAACAUUCAAGAUUUCUCUCAAAAACUGGCACUUCCUCAGAUCCUGCCUACCCCACCUUUAAGCUUGUGGUGUACCUCUUAAAGAGGAGAGAAAACAUCCAGAGUGGAGUGGAUUAUGUGUUUGUUGUUGAAGCAGUAACAAAGGAAGAAGGAUUACUUUAGGAGAAAGACAGCAUUUCAAACCCACUUUAUUGACAGGUUCUCGCCCUCAGUACAAUGCAAUGCAAGAUUUGAGGUGCUGAGCACAGAGGAAUAAAUACGGCAAUAAAUAUAGUACCGACUCGCCUCACUGGUCGUCUUUAAUUCACACUCUCUGGAGCCGUCAGACCCUCACCACAAACACACAAACUGAUAAGACAUCACACACAACACUGAGCCACAGGUUGUUGCUUCCUCCAUAAAUUACAGUGGUCAUGAAUCAGCAUGGACUGGUGCACACAGCAAUUCUGCGUCACUCCAAGAAAGCAAAGAUGUUCCUCUCUCUGUAAAAUGUGUACAUUUUUCUUUUCACCGCUCUGACUGUCGCCUGUAGAUUGAGACAGGGAGGACAGACGGGAAGAUAGUCAUUUCACGUCAUGGACAGCCAUCUCUUCUGGACAGCUUGGGUGUGUUUAUGUAUCCAACAGAAACUUGUAACCUUUAUUAAACCAGAAAUGGAAAAGACUGAAUUGAACAUGAGCGUCUGAAUGAUCCACCGCUGACAGAAUGACAUCUUAGUUUAACAACGGCAUGCAUCGCCUUCAUGAAGAUUCAAAGUUAUCAUCCCUUACAUGACAGAUUCAACAACACCUUUACGAGAUUCUCCCUUUUGAAAGGUACAUUUUCAACUUCAAUAUCCCACCUGUGGUAUGUUAUAAAAAUGGCAUUGCCUUGAUAUCAAUGGAAGAUACGCAGAUAUCCUGUACAGUAAAUGUCGAUGACCGUUUCUAGUAAAAGAGUAACAAAAUCAGAGAGCACGAAUAUAAAAAAAAUCACGUCAUGAAUACUCACAGACUGGUCAUCUGGCAAACUCUUAGAAACGCUACACCACACAACCACAUGGUCACAUAUAUGGCAGCAAUCAAAGGCAAUUGAGAGACAUUAUAUUUCACUUGAAUCCAGGCUGUGUGUUGAAUUUUUGGAAAACAACAACACACAGGACAGAAGGAAACUCCUGCACAGCUCAGCCCCACCUCUCACCGUAGAGAUUCUGCCGUUUUAACGUCACUUUCAUGUCUUCAUACUUCAUGAUUCAUGAAUAAAUAUUUGAUACAUCAUAGAUCGUGAUACACUCGGUAAAUAUUCGACUUAAUUUAGCUGGUUUGGUUGAUGUGCCUGUUAAUUCAAAUAUUGUUAGACUUGUUUUACAAAAGACUUUGUUAGUAAUUUGUUAAUGUUACAUUAGUAUAGUUUUUCUUUAACAUAUUUCCCAGUUUCUAAUUUGCUUCUUUUAUUUUGGUGGAUUUCUUUGUGAGUUUUUCUUCUUGUGCAUGUCCUCAAAGGCGUUUCGCAGUAACUUUAUGAGAAGAUGGAGCAUCCUGGGCAAAAGUAAUGGCUGCUGAUGUCGGGUAGAUAUGCAGAGAGAUGAUGAGAAAUGUCAUAUGUCUCGUUCAAAAAGCAGGGGCUCAUUUUUACCUCCUGUCCAUUUUCUCUCCUCUUCCUCCUUCUUCUUCCUCUUCAUCAUGUCCAGUUCGAUGAGAAACAUCAUGUAAACUUACAAACCUUGUAUAAAAGUUGAAAUCAAAAAGAAAUCGUGGAUUAGUUCAGAUGUAAAAAAUGUAUGGAAUGACACAGCUUGGAGUAUUGAGGUCCAAAGAUGGCAGGAAAAAGGGGGAAACAUGAUGUUUGAAGCAGACACUACAGUAUGAUACAGUACGUAUAUAGUGUGGGUAAUUACUGUCUCUUCCACACACACAUCUAACCUUCUCUUUCUCUCACACACACUCUGGUGAGGCAGCGAAUGAAAGCCAAAAGCCUUCUCGCCGUCAGGUAUUUAGCACUGCUUAGCACGCUUUCAAGAGCAAUGAACCCUUUGUGGAUCAAACUGUCCUUAAUUACUGGUUUUGAAAUUGCAUUAUGGGUAGAAAUUAAUGCUUGUUUGUAUUCCUACUGUGUCCGCCCCCCUUCAGCUUCCAGCAUCCAGACCAGAGGAACAGAGAGAAAGAGAAGGGAGUUUAAGCAAUCCGUGAUUAAGGCAGUCUCAUAAAUAUUGCAGAGAGGUUUUUGGCCCCUGUUUUGGAGAUAGACCGCCACCACAGUCUGGAGUUCCUAGCUCUUCCUAACGGCUGCUUCCUAUCCCCACAGAUAACAGAGCAGACGGGGUGGGUGUGAGUACUGAUGGCGGGAAAGAAAAACCAGAGUUAUGAUGCCACAAUAUUUCGAUCCAUGGAGGAAAAUUAUCCCAUCAAAAACAACAUCGAGCGGUAAUCCUCUUUGGAAGAAAAGGUCAUAUUUGGUUUGUGUAUCAGUCCUCCACACAAUAAAUAAUCUUUUACAGGGACCCUAAAUUAAAAGAAAAGCACAGCUCAGAGCGAUUUCAUUAAGAACUGAAAAUAAAAUAGAAGCCUAUAUCUAAUUUGUCCACUGAAGUUAGUGCUAGGGGCUUUUAAGCGGCGUGCAGAGACGAGGACAGACAAAGGUCCCACUUAUAGUAGCUUAACUCUGUCUCACUCAAUUGAGUUCAUUCCAAGAUACAGAAAAAAGUCGAAGCAGAUACAUACAUAUUAGUUGGACAUAGGGGAUGUGGCUCCCUCACUGUGUCUUCAUUUGAGUUCUGCUGAUCGUUUCGCUCUCUCGCGGCUUGUUCGUAACGAAUUCAAGCAGUUUUCAAAUCUGCCAACAUGGCAAUCCUUGCGCACCCUUUAACAGUGCUUCCAAUUACUGUACUUAGGGCUUCAAGUAAUGACUAGACCUUUAUCAGAGCUUCACACCCCUUUAUACAGAGCAGUAACAGUCCCUCACACCCACUCCUGCAUGGAGCGCUUGCAGUACAGUAUGUGGCGCUGCGUGCUCUUCCUCCUGAACUGGAAAACAGUGUAGAGAAGGACCAUCAUGCACAGCGCCAGGACGCAGGGGAUGGCGAUGGCCACGGCUUUCUCCGUGCCCCCCGCGCUGUCCAGUUUGAUGACGACGUCCACGUCGCCGUUGUCGUAAUGGCGCUCUUCUGCCACCGGAGGGCUCCAGUCCCAGUCAGGGUCAGCGGGUAGACCGUCGCAGCCCAUGAAGUCUCUCAGGAUGGACCUCGGGUAGCCGGGCUCCACGCGAAGCAGCUGGUUGUUGAACUUCCAGUACUCCUUUCCCUUGUAGAAGUAGGUAAACCCUGGAGGAAGGAGAAAACAAAUUCACUCUGAGUCAUUCAGAAAGAACUUUGCAAGUAUUGUGUGGCUACAGAUAAGCUUUGAUAAACUUCUAACCUGGAAUUCGAUAUAGAAGUCUGAAAUGUUUUGGUUUGGUAAUUUAUUUCUGCUUUUCAGCUCCUAGUAACAACAUAAAUCUCUCAGGAAUAAACCUCAGAGAGAAGUUUGCCUUCAGAGAAGUUGUACUUAUCUGCCAGGACUUGCUGUACCAACACAACAUUACAUCAUUUAUGACUCAGUGCAUCAAAAAGUUGUGAUCAGAGGAUCGUAGCAGCAACUCUGAACAUUUGGCUAAGCUUCAUAUGAUAAAUGAUAACGAUACUGCAAAUUACAACACAAGUGACAAAGACAUUUCUGUCUAAUGUGACUAAACAAUUACUUAAUGCAGCCAUAUUUCCAAGUGAACCUGACUGUUUCUAAAAGAGAGGUGUUAUGUAAUGCAAGUGUGUUGUUUAUCUGGUAUUGUGGUCCUACAUGAAGCUGUCGUACCGUUGGCCUUGUCCACGAAAGCGCCCUGCGGAGAGUCAGGGAUGCCCUUCCAGACGGUGAUGGGUUUGGGAUAACCUGGAUCCAUGGUUCUCAUGUCUUCGUUGUACCUCCAGUAUCUGCAAAUGAACAGACAGAAACACUUUGGUCAUCUCUGUGCUCUCAUCAUAAACCUGCAGAAACAGGGAGCAAUUCCAAGAAGAAGAGUUCCCAAAUUUCUGACUGCGUGCACAAACCCACACAGGGUGAUGACAGUUUAAUUAAUCAAACUGGACAUGGAUGCCACAAUCAUCACUUGAGACCCAUGUGUCAGUCUUACGAAGAAAACAACAUCUACUUUCUUUUAUGUUCUGCUCCCGUCAGCAUGAGCAUCCAAAUGUGUGCGGCCAGGGUGGAGGGACAAAAUCAAAACAUCAAGACAAACAUGUGAGAAAGGAUUUCACACUCCUGAAUCCAAGCUUUUUAAAAAGUUGUGCCAGGUGUACAGUUUGUGCAGCCAAGAUAUCACUCCUAUUGCACAGGAGAGGAGUGCCCACACACUGACUGAAAAGCAGCAGAAAGUCCGAUUUGAAAAAGAAAACAAUUUUUUUUCGAGUUUGCAGAAGAGAGCGUGAUAUGAUGAACAAAUAUAUUUGUCCAAGGACUAAUGCCUUGAGUAACCAUGUAAUUUUAAUAACUGAAAGAGGGCCCUCUAAUGAAGACUGUGUCCUAUCCUUUAAUAAGGACGAUAAAGUCAUAUUUUAAACUUCAUUAGGGGAGUGAUCAGCAUAAAAAAGCAGAAGCGAAUGGGAAGCCAACACCAAAGUGUCUUUAACCUGCACUGAUCAUAUUAAAAAGUCAUACUAGAGACGUCUUUAAGAAAUUAUCCAUCUCUCACAUAAAUCCUGAAUAAAGCCACUGUUCUUUACUGCUCUCAGUUACAUGUUUUUCCUCAAUAUGUUUUUUUUUUUUUUUUGUAAUUUCAUGAUUUUUUAAAAGAAAAGAUUUAACUAAAACCUUAAACAGUUGAUCACAGCUUGCUCUUAAAAACUAUCUAUAUCAUAGUUAAAUAGAAAUGGAAAGGCCUAGAUUCAGGUCGACCUGUACAAAAGGCAUCAGUGUGUCAAAUUGAAUUCUUAUCAAUCAACAGAGGUGGUCCCCAAGGAUCGAUCCUAGGCCCCAUGCUCAUUACUCUUUAUAUUUAUGACAUAGUUACCUCUUUAAAAGGUCGUCAUGCUAAUCUUUACACAGAUGACACUUACCUGUUUUGCAUUUAUUAUUGGGUACAAAAAGCCAUUGAGCGUUUGCAAGAAGUUCUUAUUAAUCUCAGACGAGUACUGCUCAACACCAGUCAAGUAAAGUUUAUACUGUUUGGUACUGAAUAAUAAGCUGAUAACAGGUUUUGACUUUAUGCUAGAAAAGCUUCACGUUCUAGUAAGUCACAAGUACAUAUUGUUAAUGAAGCUAGCAUUAGCUGCCAGUGUUUGCUAACACUACCUAAAUUCUACCUUCUUGGCCUCUAUACUCACCUCUACCUCUACAAGUGAAGAUGGUGUCAGCUUUAAUGUUAAACUCAAUUUUUUUAAAAGAUCUGAGUGGCCAUAUCAACUUCCAAUUGUUAGCCCCUGUCAUAAUGCUAUGAUACUCUACUACCUGGAUUUAAACAAGCACAGAUGGUAUCUUGCAAUAUUUUGAUCCGGCCGUGUUACAAACAUUUUUAAUGUUUAGUGUUUCCUCGCCAAUAGACAAGAUGUUUAAGCUAAAUUUAAAUAUCAGUUUAAAGCACAAGGGAGUGGUGAGUUCAGCACAUCCCUAGUUUCUAGUCAGUCUUCUUUGGCUCAUAUCUUUUUGCUAAUAGCCCAGUGGCUUAAUUCACGUAACCAAAGAAAGCGUCCAAUCAAUCAUCCAUACUGUGUUUAUCUGCCAGACAAAUCUGUUCAGGCGUUGUUGUGAUUGAUCUGCCUCUCAUACCCUGGCGCUCACACAUUAAUCUCGCUGCACAGUGUCAUUUCUUGGAAUUAGAACAAACACCCUGUCACAUUUCAGAGAAAGAGAGAGAGAAAGAGAAGGAGAUAGAAGGAGAGAGCGGUAAAAACGUGUUUGAGACGAUGGACAGAACGUCCCGUUUGUCAUGAGGUGCAACAGCAGGUUGAGGGAUGACAGUAUCAUGACAAAGCAUUUUGUCAGCUUUCACCACAGAGUCCCUUGACCUCUUAGAAUAUGAUGUAUCAUGACAGCUGAACAAACAUGUGAGUCACCUCGGCCCAUACUUACAUUUCAAGACCAUCACAAUAAAUCAACAACAGAUUCUUCAUUUGGAAAGACUACCCUGUUUCUAAACCUGACAACAAUCAUAAAUAAAUAUGUUAUUCCAUACAGAAACGAAGCUCAAACAAAGAAGAAAUUUAUUCACAAGUUCAACUUCUGCUCUAGCAUUGGGUCAUUAUGGACUGUAAGCCAUAAAGGAGAAUUUACUAGUUGUUAAACAGGCAGCUUUCAGAAGCAAAAUGUAGCAGCUUACAAAGAUUUAAUGGUGCUUGCUAAUCUAUGCCAACAGUGAAGAUGUAUUGAUCCAGGAACCUGAAAUAUAAUUAAAUACCUCAAGCAAAACAACCUCUGAAAUCAUUAAACGCUCCACAAGCAGAGAAACUGCAUCAAUAAAGAAAAACAGAAUAAAAGAUGAAAAUAAUUGAGCCAUAAUUACAAACCCAGAUUUAAAAAGCUGUUUGUGAUGUUUGUGUUUAACAUUCAGCGGCACAAAAACCGUUUGCAGGCCGAAGUGAAAGAUUUGAAGCCCUUGGACUUGGAUAUUCAAGCCCUGAAAUUCAGUGAUUCUUCUGCUCUUUAUGAAGCACCAAAUGAUGAAAUUAAAAAACAUGUUUGAGUCUUUGUUGUUUGUGCAUCUGUGAUGAUUUUAAUAGUCAUAGAGAUAAUCAUCAGCCUGUUCAUGAUAACCCUCACUAUUCUAAGAUUAACACAAAACUCAUUUUAUUGACUUAUUUUUCCAGGUAAUAUUUGAUUUUCACCUUCUGCAAGAGCCAGCGUGUACUUCGUAAAAACAAUCAUUCGAUCUGAGUCGUGCCCGACAGCUGAACUUCAUAACAGCACUCAUAACCGCUCCACACCAACCUGUCUCCCUUGAA
This is a messenger RNA of Xyrichtys novacula (pearly razorfish), 27158 nucleotides long. The record is from the annotation of a GenBank genome assembly. Lineage: Eukaryota; Metazoa; Chordata; Actinopteri; Labriformes; Labridae.